CGAAAAUGAAUGAUGAAUAAUGCAUUGUGAACAUUACGACAGCAUGAUUUUAAAUUCCAUGUUCAAAAAUUCCCAAUGAAUAUAAACUAAAAUAGAAUGUGGUCGAGAUUUUUUAUAUUGCUUGCACAUUUUCUCAUUCUGUAUACGUAUUUCGAUCGAUUCAAGAUGCUGUCAUAAAGCAUAUAAAUAAUUGGUGUUUCUUUAAAAGAAUUCCGAUGUAAUCGUUGAUCGCUCAUCUUUUUUACAUAAAUUAUAACUAUAAUUCCACUAAUAGCUUGAUUGUCAACAUAGUUAACCUUACAAUGAAAACGCAAGUGAUCACGUGACCGAGUAUGCAGAAAUGAUCGUAAUCAAUCCUAUUAAACUAGUCUUCUUCUAGCUUUUGUCAAGCACAGAGUGAAAGUUCUUCAAAGCUCUACAUAUUAACUUAAUUAACUAAUUCUAAAAAUGUAUUACAACGCAUACAGAAAGUAUAAUCAAAAUUUGAUGAUAUCUAAAUUCUAUUUCUUCAAAAUACUCGGAUUGUCACCUUGGUCACUAAAUCUUUCUGCUGUGCUGCCAAAAAACCGGCAUUUCAAAAUCACUCUCUGUAAAUUUUCUUACGUUGGAUCACUUUACAAUAUUUCCUUAGCAAUUUUAGUGACUAUAUCGGGUUUUUACGCUUUUCAUCGUCGAAGUGUCAUCCAAGGAGAAAAUGAUGCAUUACUGACUGUGUCGACGGUGAGAUUAAUGGAAUACCUUGCCAUACUAAAGUCGAGUGUCCUCUUCUUAAUCUACACAUUGCGACAGAAGAAAAUGAUUAGUGUCAUCAACGGGAUCAAUAACGUCAACUAUAGAUUGGAAAAAUACGGAUGGAACAUUUCAAGAGAUUAUUUAAUUAUUAAUAUGGUAUUCAUUAUAAAUGUGUUUCUAUCUGUUGUUCUUGUCACGUUGGAAUUGUGUGUACUUUCAUUUUCGGAAGCACUAAUGCGAUGCUUUCCUUCGAUUCUCUUUUGCUGGUUCCUGGUGCAAUAUACGAUCGUAUUGGAUGUAAUUAACAAAAGAUUUAAAUACAUCAAUUUAAGCAUCACAAAAUUGGGCAGUUUGAAAGAAAAUUCAGAAUUACCGCAGCGAUUAUUUAUCACCAAAUUGUCAUUUUUGCACGAAUCGGUAAUUUGUGAUGUGAUAAAUCUCAAGCAUGCGUACAACAACUUGUGUGAAAUUUGCAGAGUGGUUGCCGAUUUUUAUGGGCUAAUAAUUUUGGGAGUUAUUUUGCACAAUGGAGCAGUAAUAAUACUUAUUUUGUACUUCACGUUGCUUCGUUUUUUCAGUACAGAGGAAAUUGUUUUUUUAAAAAUUAUUUCUCAGGGAGUAUGUGUGUUGUGGAUGAUGUUUCAAAUAGUUGUAUUCACCACUUACGUUGAUAAAACAAUUGACCAGGUGGGUUACUUUUUCAAAAUUUCAUCAUUUUUGAAUUAUAAAUUAACGAUUAAUUUUAGAGUAAAAAGACAGCAAGCAUUAUUAAUGCACUCAUUCGUCAAAAUAGGAUGGAUGAUAAAGUCGAAAAAGAACUACUCAAAUUUCUACGUGAUCUUUCAUUUCGGAAAAUCAAAUUCACAGCGUAUGAAAUAAUUUCACUUGACCGUUCAAUUUUAGCGAAUCUUGCCGGUACCGUUGCAACUUAUUUAAUAAUUCUUAUUCAAUUCCGUGUAAGCGCACCUCCAGAAUCGUCCACUUCUACUCAAUACAAUCCUACAACAUUGGCCUCGACUCAUACAAAAGCGUACACAGAAGAAAAUAUGGAAUAUACCCAUAAAAUAUAAAACACUCACGCGACACAAUCGAUAAUUUUUUAAUUGAUAUUCAAACAUUAGUUUUAGUUAGUCGUCACAGAAAUUUUACAAAAUUUUCAA
This is a messenger RNA of Cotesia glomerata, 1892 nucleotides long. RefSeq names its product putative gustatory receptor 28a. Gene Ontology annotation, cellular component: axon; neuronal cell body; membrane. The transcript has 3 exons. The coding region runs from base 1527 to 1802 and encodes 91 amino acids. The record is from RefSeq and is a predicted model, not a curated record. Gene Ontology annotation, biological process: sensory perception of taste. NCBI's taxonomy places the organism in Eukaryota, Metazoa, Arthropoda, Insecta, Hymenoptera, Braconidae.